Molecule: messenger RNA, 1047 nt
Organism: Linderina pennispora
Lineage: Eukaryota; Fungi; Kickxellomycota; Kickxellomycetes; Kickxellales; Kickxellaceae
Exons: 1
Coding region: 1-1047 (348 amino acids)
Biological process (GO): regulation of alternative mRNA splicing, via spliceosome
Source: RefSeq, a predicted model, not a curated record
AUGUCCGAUAUGACAAAAACUGAGGACUACCAGUGCGAGCCAAAUAGUCCUGGUAAAUAUUCCCCUUUCUUUAUGAUGAAAAAGAUAACACCACGAAAGUUUGGGUUGAACGUAAAGAAGGCGCCAAGUACAUCUAAACCAGGCAGCAGUGCUCUUGGUUCGGUGUUUGGCGACACUGCCAUGCCAACGAUCGACCCAGGCCCGUCCAAAAAUCCACAGCAGCAUAUCGCACUCCCGACCAAACCCCGCUCCACUGAAAAGCCCGCUGCUGAUUCACAGCCAGCAGACUCCAGUGCCUAUGCCUACGACGAGUUCUAUGACAGUAUCCAGAGUGCACGCGACCACAUCAAAAAGAAAAAAUCCAGCGACAUGAGGCCGCGCUACAUGGAAAAGCUCAUCGAGACGGCGAAGCAGCGGCAAACACAGCAAGAGGUGGCAAAGGAGCGACUCCUUGCAAAGGAGCGGGAGCGCGAAGGAGAUCAAUACGGUGACAAGGAAGUGUUUGUCACCAGCGGGUAUAAGGAGAUCAAGGAAGAGCGGCAGCGCAAGGUCAAGGAGGAAGAGGAACAGGAACGGGCAGAGGAGAGCCGGAAGAAGAAGGGAAUGAGCGGAUUUUACCGAGGGUUUCUUGACCAGAUUGAGCGCGAUGACCUGAGCAAGGUUGCUGAGAAGAUGGACGGGCAAUCGAGCGAGGCAGCUGCUAGUGGCUGGCAGGCAGAGCCGGACAUGGGUCGGAAUGCUAUGAGACCCAGGCCACUCGCAUCCGGCGACCCGCCGCUGCCACGCAGCCAACCGAGAAAGCCAAGCCGCGGCGCAUCUGAGCGGAGUAGAGGCUACAACCGACCAAGCAACAGAGACACGUACAGCCAGAUGGCUGAGCGACAGGAGAUUGAGCGACAGGAAAAGCAAGCCACGAAAGAUAAAGCUAGAGAGGACACUCUGCGCAAGUCUUUUGCAAGGCGCAACGAUGAGUCGGCAGUGGAGGCGGCCAGGCAACGCUACAUUGAACGUAUGGCGGCACAGGGUAGAAGGGUAACCACGCGCUGA